AGAACAAGCUCAUCACACAAAUUCCACAUUUUCGGCCAUCGGCAACAAUUCGUUGAAAACUUUUAAGAUGGAUCGCUUUGUCCCCCACCCAGACUAUGCCGAAGACCAGCCCUACUCGCGCACUAUUCUCACCACACAUGUCUUACAUCGUGGGGCCAACGUCGGGGCGGCUUUCGGAGCUCUCUACGGUGCGGCUCGGUAUGGACUUUCCGCGCACGCGCGCAAGCUACCUCUGGCAACCUCUAUGGUCCAGGCCUCGGGUGUUGGGGUUGUUUUGGCUACAGGAGUUGCCGCACUAGCGCUUUCGGGGAGGAUGUAUGGGAGGCAGGGGAUCGAGUGGCAGGACCGAUCAUGGAGGUUGCUCGAGAAUAGACCUCAGAAUGGGAUCGACGAAUGGAGUGCUUCCGGGGCACUUGUGGGCGGGGUUUUAGGAGGUGUAAAGGAGGGCCUACGCUGGAAGGGUAUUACGGGGAGUGCGGGGAUUGGAAGUGUCGUCGGAAUUGCAGGCUGGGCGGUUUACAACAAGAUGGGGGGGAGGGGGGAGCAAGCCAACGCGGUAGGAGAUUCGGAGAAGGCGGAUGUCAGAUCAUGAAAUCUUUCUUGCUUGCAUUUUCCUACUUUUCAUAAUUUGCCCUAUUCACAGUCUCCUCGUUCGUCUGAAUAGGCGAAGGCUCAUGUUAAUAAAUCCCGCACAGAAUCGAAGCCCAACUCUCUUUCGGUUUC
Molecule: messenger RNA, 723 nt
Organism: Tuber aestivum (summer truffle)
Lineage: Eukaryota; Fungi; Ascomycota; Pezizomycetes; Pezizales; Tuberaceae
Source: the annotation of a GenBank genome assembly